Molecule: messenger RNA, 2358 nt
Organism: Dermacentor andersoni
Lineage: Eukaryota; Metazoa; Arthropoda; Arachnida; Ixodida; Ixodidae
Source: RefSeq, a predicted model, not a curated record
AUGCAACAACUGUCCGGCGGCGCGACAGCAAGCGACGGCCGUUUAGUGCGGGAACUGUUCCUGCAAAGGCUUUCCACAAGCGUACGGAUAGGUAUCACGGCGUCGGGCGAGACAGACCUUGCCAAGAUGGCCGAGCUCGCCGACAAACUCACGGCUGCCGCCUUGCCCACAGUCGCGUCGGUGCACGCAGACGCAUCGUCCGCCAAUUCCAUGCAAGAUGCAAGGGGAAAUUUUUCCCGUCACAGACACCGCAGCGCUGCACUCGAGCGGCAACCAGCGACCACGACAGCGUACCACAUCACAACCACAACAACGCAAGGUGUGCUGGUACCACCGCAAAUUCGGCAACUCUGCACGGAACUGUGUGUCGCCCUGCGAAAAUUCGGGAAACGCCCCGGGCGAGCACUGAGGGUGACCAGUGCCCCCGCCCCGCCGGACAGUCCCCAUCGGCUUUCUUUCUUGACCGAUCGCGAAAGAUGUGCUCGUUUCCUAGUCGACACAGGGGCGGAAGUUAGUGUCGUGCCGGCGUCGCCAGCCGAUCGCAAACGACCGUGCGCAGCACCGUUGCAAGCUGUCAACAAUACGACGAUACCGAUGUACGGGCAACGCUCUCUCUCGCUGGACCUGGGCUUCAAGAGGACGUUUCGGUGGAUUUUCGUCGUGGCUGACGUAAAAUUUGCCAUCCUGGGAGCGGACUUUUUGCGCAACUUCGGACUGCUUGUCGAUGUCCGCAACCGGCGUUUACAGGACCCCCUGUCACAAGCAGAAGUGCGCGGGAAGCCAUCCAGGCAUCCACCCCACAGCCCCACGCUCGUAGCACCGCCGGGCGCUACACGAUUCACCGGCAUCCUCGGCGAUUUCCCCGAAGUGACGCGGCCACCACAGGCCAGCGCGGCCGUCAAACACAAUGUAUGCCACCACAUUGUCACCACAGGCUCACCAGUUUACGCACGCCCGCGUCGCCUGUCCCCGCAAAAGCUGCAAGCAGCUCGACAGGAAUUCGACCACAUGCUCGAGCUCGGCAUAAUCCGCCCGUCCGUUAGUCCGUGGGCGUCUCCACUGCACAUGGUGCCGAAGUCCACACCAGGAGACUGGCGACCCUGCGGCGACUAUCGAGCCCUCAAUCGAGCAACCGUGCCCGACCGCUAUCCGGUACCUCACAUUCGUGAUAUCACGUCCAGCCUACAUAGUGCGGCGAUUUUCUCCAAGAUCGACCUCGUUCGGGCGUACCAUCAGAUCCCCCGUUUUAUCAACAGCGUUUUGCAUGGCCUCGACUUCUGCCAUGCAUACCUCGACGACCUACUUAUCGCAAGCACUUCACCGGACGAGCAUGAGGCGCAUCUGCGAUCCGUGUUUCAGCGCCUGGCGGAGCAUGGCAUCCUGGUGAACACGGACAAGUGCGAGCUGGGUGCCGAGAAGCUGACUUUUCUUGGCCAUGUUGUUUCAAGCUCUGGCAUUCAACCUCAUCCAGACAAGGUUAAAGCUGUCGAGAAGUUUACACGACCCACCACUAAGCGCCAGCUCCGCGAGUUCCUUGGCCUUGUAAAUUACUACCGACGUUUCGUACCUCGGUGCGCGGCCGUUCUACACCCUCUCCACCUCCUGCUAUCGACACACGAAGGUGCUGCUAGGGCGCUGCUCUGGACGGACGACGCCGAAGCGGCUUUUCAAGAGAUCAAGAGACACCUCGCCGACGCCACACUUCUCGCCUACCCGCAACCGGGAGUCCCACAGUGCGUCAUGGUCGACGCCUCGGACGCAGCUGUGGGUGCUGUCCUGCAACAACUCAACAAAGGAGGCCAAGCGUACUUGCUCACUUUGGUCGACCGUUUCACGCGGUGGGCAGAAGCUAUCCCGAUUCCCGACAUUACAGCCGAAACUGCUGCUCGCGCUUUUGUCAACCACUGGCUAUGUCGUUUUGGUGCACCUUCCUCCAUUACAACGGACAGAGGAAGCCAGUUUGAGUCUGCGUUGUUCGCCAGUCUGACGAAACUGAUCGGCGCCUCGCGCAUCAGGACUACGGCCUACCACCCGAUGAGCAAUGGAAUGGUCGAGAGGUUUCACCGGCAGCUGAAAGCAGCACUCAUGGCAAGUGAACAUGACUCUUGGGUGGAAGCAUUGCCUAUCGUGCUCUUGGGCACACGCACAUCGUGCAAGGCAGAUAUCGGCUGCAGCGCUGCGGAACUUGUCUACGGCACGACGCUACGUCUGCCCGGUGAUUUCUUUGCAUCUGGCCAACAGCAAGCUCGCAUUUCCGCCAGCGACUACGCAUCUCGCCUCCGUGACAUCAUGAACAAGCUCCGAGCUACACCUCCGCGGCAGCCCACAGAGAGGACACACGCGGGAGUGCUGUGGUGA